Messenger RNA from Candidula unifasciata, 156 nucleotides. Lineage: Eukaryota; Metazoa; Mollusca; Gastropoda; Stylommatophora; Geomitridae. The record is from the annotation of a GenBank genome assembly.
GGUAAAUGUCAAAGAAAGGAGCCUCCCUGUAAGUACCUUCAUCCACCGCAACAUCUUCGUGAGCAGCUGCUGCAGAACGGUCGCAACAACCUCAUCCUCAAGAACCUACAGCUUCAGGCUUACCAGCAAGCGCAUUAUGCAGGCGUCAUGCCAGUG